This is a messenger RNA of Cherax quadricarinatus, 540 nucleotides long. Lineage: Eukaryota; Metazoa; Arthropoda; Malacostraca; Decapoda; Parastacidae. The record is from RefSeq and is a predicted model, not a curated record.
CUGACAUCCUGUAGUGACAGCCAGUGCUCGUCUCACUGUUGGUGUCCAAAGUGCUGCAGUACAUGGUGUCGCUGUUGGUGUAAAAGCUACUGCAAUACAUGGGCUGUGCUCUCACUACACUGCUGUUAGCUAGGCACCACACUACGGUUAUAGUAAAUGAUACUCAAGAAGGAAGAUGCCAAGAUGUGGUAUUUGGUAAUGUUGGCCCAUCUUGCCUCCUCCACCACUAUGCCCACCACCACUUCAGCUUCCACCGCUGCCUUCCCCGCCCGUGCCUCCUUCAGCGAUGCUUCAUCGGACAUUGGACCCACCAAUACUUCGCUCACGUCCACUCCCGUGCCUAUGCAGCAUGUAAAGCCUGAAGGUGUCAGACUGCUCAAGACAUUGAAACCUCUCCACUACCAAGUCAGACUUCAGCCUUUCAUCAACGGCAACUUCAGCAUUCAUGGUCAUGUUAAGGUGGACUUUUUGGUGCUGACAGCCACUCACUACGUCGUCCUUCAUAUGGCUGACAUAGUCAGCCUCAACCACACCACUAAG